Molecule: messenger RNA, 2278 nt
Organism: Carcharodon carcharias (great white shark)
Lineage: Eukaryota; Metazoa; Chordata; Chondrichthyes; Lamniformes; Lamnidae
Gene: pdxka
Product: pyridoxal (pyridoxine, vitamin B6) kinase a
Exons: 11
Coding region: 308-1252 (314 amino acids)
Biological process (GO): pyridoxal 5'-phosphate salvage
Cellular component (GO): cytosol
Molecular function (GO): pyridoxal kinase activity
Source: RefSeq, a predicted model, not a curated record
GCCUGAGCCCCGGUGCCGGCUGUGGGCGAACGGGAGCGGAAUCGGGGCCGCAGUCACAGCCCGAGCCCGAUCCCCAGCCCACACCCCGGGCUCCAUUUCACCCAGCUCCCCGGCCUCGGGCUGCACACACCCCGGCCCCGGCUCCGGCUCAGAGCCCCGGGCUCACCCGGGACACGGGAGCCCCGAAGGCCGGCGCAGACCCCGAGAGCCCGGCCCCGGGAGGCCGGAGAUACCGGCCCUCCCCCCUCCCCCCAGCCCGGUCCCCGGUCCCCGGUCCCCCGGGGCCGGGCCCGGCCUCUUGGCCGCGAUGCUGCCGGAGCCCGAGUGCCGAGUUCUGUCCAUCCAGAGUCACGUCGUCCGCGGCUUCGUGGGAAACAAAUCGGCCGCUUUCCCGCUGCAGGUGUUGGGAUUCGAGGUGGAUUUAGUGAACUCUGUUCAGUUCUCCAAUCAUACAGGAUAUGAGCACUGGAAGGGACAAACCAUGACAGCAGAGGAGCUCCAGACACUAUAUGAAGGGCUCAAACUAAAUGAUGUGACUCGCUACGAUUAUGUACUGACAGGUUACACCAGAGACACUUCAUUUCUGGAUAAGGUGAUGGAAAUUAUUCAGGAGCUGAGGAGACAGAACCCCAAGCUGGUUUAUGUUUGUGACCCAGUGAUGGGCGAUAAGAGGAAUGGAGAUGGAUACAUGUAUGUUCCAGAAAAUCUUCUUCCAGUUUACAAAGAGAAAGUGGUCCCCCUCGCUGACAUCAUCACUCCAAACCAAUAUGAGGCAGAAAUUCUUGCAGGAAGGAAGAUGAACACUGAGAAGGAGGCAAUUGAGGUUAUGGAUGUCCUCCAUGCAAUGGGUCCUGACACUGUGGUGAUCACAAGCUCCGAUCUUCCCUCUGCUUUCGGGGACAAGUACCUAGUGACUCUUGGCAGCCAGAGGAAGGUGAUGGCAGGCGGUUCACAAGUGAUGGAGCGAAUUCGAAUGGAGAUACCGAAGGUGGAUGCUGUGUUUGUGGGGACGGGUGAUUUAUUUGCAGCUAUGCUUCUGGCUUGGACACAUCAGCACCCCAAUAACCUCAAGAUUGCCUGUGAGAAGACAGUCUCCGCUCUUCAGCACAUUGUGACCCGGACGAUCUCCAAUGCCAAAGCUAUGGCCGGUCCGUUUAAGAAGCCGAGUGCAGCACAGUUGGAGCUGCGAGUGGUGCAGAGCAAGAAACAGAUUGAAAACCCUGAGAUCAUAAUCCAUGCAACUACCAUAUAAGCCAUCGUGACUGCUCGGCGCUGCACCUGUGUAGCCAUUUUAAGCACUCCUAACCUAUGGCACCAGCUGUAAGACCUGUCACAACUGGAAAGGUUUGUCCCAGAGUAUGAGAGAGAGCGUGAGGAUCUGAGAAUUCUCAGUGUGUGUGGAUGAAACUCUCCAGUGUGCUUGCCUCAGGCAGGGAGGGAUUGACUCUAAGCCCCCACCCUGCUGUCAAUCUCUCCCUGCGGGAAUGCUACAUGGGAGCUGUGUAUUUGCAGCCACGCCAACAUCUCAAAACAACUGCCCAUCUGGUUUUUGCCUGAUGUGCCAGCCGAUGUGGAGAGACUCCCUCUGUGCAGUUGGGAGUGGGAGGACAGAGAGAAGGCAUCACUGAUGGGCUGGGAAUGCUGCAAAUUGUUGAGCUUUUGUGAAGGAUGGACGUGCAAUUGAUGGGCACACAACUACAGGAAAUUUUACUGAACAAUUAAUGAUGAUUGACCAGUAUUUUUAUAAUAAGUCACUGAGUUAAUCCUGGGCUCUCUGGUCCAUUGACACUGAUCUGCACAAUUCCCUGAUGCUGAAUGGGUUACCAUGUGCUUGAGUCAUGUGUGGCUGGAGGCAGUAAAUCUUUGACCUUUAGCCUGUGAUUCUGGCCCAAAUCUUGUCUAAUAAUUCCCUUUCAUUUUCAUGUCAAAUGGUUUGAAGUUGCUGAUUGGCUGAUUUGGUAGUUUGCACACAGGUGGUGCUAUCGUUUCUCGGUUUUAAUUGGAUCUAUAAACUUACAUAGGAUACUGCAGACAGAAACAAGCCAAAUGGCCCAUCCCAUCCACACCGGUGUUUAUGCUCCACUUGAGCCGCCUCCUAUUUUUCCUCCUCUAAAUCUAUCAGCCUAACCCUCUAUUCUGUUCUCCCUCACAACCUUGUCCAGUUUCCCCUUAAAUGCUCCCCUUACAUAUUCUGUAUCGAACCCCGUGCUGUACUCUUCAUUUCAACCACUCCCUUGGUGGUGAGUUCCACAUUCUCACCACUCUCUGAGUAAAGAAG